UUGUAUGAUUGAAAAUAAAAGAGAGAAAAAUGAAAUUGAAUUUAAUUGGGACCAAACUGGGCUCAAUCCCAUGUAAACUGUUGCUCGUAUGUUAUAGCAUAAAAAAUAUUAUAAAAAGGAACUUUUGAUAAAGAUAACUUGUGCACAAAUAAUUGCAAAGCGAAGUCUGAUUUAUAUAUCUUGUCAGAUAGUGAAGUCCAUAGGUCACGAGAUUCCAAUCAAAUAUGACUACGUCUCACAGUGGACCAGGAGAAGUUGAUUUCUAGCAGCCAAGUUGGACUAUUCCAAAUUGCCAGCUUUCUUCUUCCUCUCGCUAACAACUUCAAACUCCCUCCACUCCACUCCACUCCACUCGACCCCAACCUUUCCUAUAUUCACGAGUCUGCACCCUGCUAGAUUUAUCUGUGUAGGAAAGUUUGGAAGAAGCUAUGGCGUUAGGAUUUGUGAUAACCAGUACAGAUGGGCAAUAUAAUGGCAGGAUUACUUUAUUUGUGGCGUUGUCUUGCAUGAUGGCUUCCAUGGGAGGUGUUAUCUUUGGCUAUGAUAUUGGAAUUUCAGGUGGAGUAACUUCUAUGGAGCCAUUCCUGAAAAAGUUUUUCCCAGAAGUCUACACUAGGAUGAAAGAAGACACAGAGAUUAGCAACUACUGCAAAUUUGAUAGCCAGCUACUGACAUUAUUCACAUCCUCGCUCUAUAUAGCUGGUCUAAUUGCUUCCUUCUUUGCUUCAUUGGUCACUGCAGCCUAUGGGCGGAAACCAUCAAUCCUUGCUGGAGGAGCUGCAUUUCUUGCUGGUGCAGCACUAGGUGGUGCAGCUGUCAACAUAUACAUGCUGAUUUUUGGCAGAGUCCUGCUUGGAGUCGGUGUUGGUUUUUCAAACCAGGCAGUUCCUUUAUAUCUCUCAGAAAUGGCACCUCCCAAAUGCAGAGGAGCAAUCAACAACAGCUUUCAGUUCAGUGUAGGUAUUGGGGCCUUAGCUGCAAACUUGAUAAACUAUGGAACCGAAAAGAUUAAAGGUGGUUCGGGAUGGAGAAUAUCGUUGGCUAUGGCUGCAUUUCCAGCAUCAAUUUUAACUUUAGGUGCACUCUUUCUCCCUGAAACACCAAACAGUCUAAUUCAACGUAGCAGCAAUCAUGAAAAGGCUAAAAAGAUGUUGCAAAGAGUUCGAGGCACGGAUGAUGUCCAAGCAGAGCUAGACGAUCUCAUCAAAGCUAAUGAUGUUUCGAAAACCACAAAAAACCCUUAUAAGAAUAUCAUACAAAGAAAAUACAGGCCUCAGUUUGUCAUGUCUAUAGCAAUACCCUUCUUUCAACAAGUAACUGGAAUCAAUGUGAUUGCAUUCUAUGCACCAAUACUCUUCCGAACAAUUGGUUUAGGCAUUAGUGCCUCUCUCUUGUCUGCAGUCGUAACUGGGGUUGUAGGUAUAGGAACAACAUUCAUAUCAAUGCUGAUAGUCGACAAAGUUGGCCGAAGAUUUCUGUUAAUAAUGGGAGGAAUUCAAAUGUUUGUCUCUCAAUUGACUGUGGGAGGAAUUAUGGCAGCAAAGUUAGGGGAUCAUGAUGGACUAAACAAAAGUUACGCUUUUUUGAUUCUGGUGUUGAUCUGCAUUUAUGUUGCUGGUUUUGGAAUUUCAUGGGGUCCAUUAGGAUGGUUAAUUCCCAGUGAAAUUUUUCCCUUGGAAAUAAGAUCGGCCGGACAAAGUAUCUCAGUGGGCAUAAACUUUCUCUUCACUUUCGUGGUUGGCCAAACAUUUUUAUCAAUGCUUUGCCAUUUCAAGUCAGGGAUUUUCUUCUUCUUUGGAGGCUGGGUAGCAAUAAUGACAGCAUUUGUUGUCUUGUUAUUACCAGAGACAAAGAAUUUGCCAAUUGAACAAAUGGAUAGGAUCUGGAAAGAACACUGGUUUUGGAAGAAAAUUGUAGAGAACAACGAGGAGGUGCUUGGCAAAGUAGAUGGAGAAUCUCGUAACUGCUGAUAUCAAAUAAUAUUCCAUGAAAUUUUAUUUGUAUUUCUUUCAAAAUUUGAAUAAUUUUUAUCUGAACUGUCUCAGGUAUACAGUUCAGAAAUCUUACAAGUUUAAUCAUCCCUCAAUUUGAGAUCUUGAGGACUGGAAAACUUCUCCCAGCUAUUACAGAACUUGGACUUCAAACCUCAAACAAUGAUCAUGUGAUUCGUGGUGAAGAAUUUACCUCACAUGAGGGGGCUGCACCCUGUACAGUUCGAGAAAAUUUGAAAGCCAUUAUUUGUGAACAA
Molecule: messenger RNA, 2248 nt
Organism: Olea europaea var. sylvestris
Lineage: Eukaryota; Viridiplantae; Streptophyta; Magnoliopsida; Lamiales; Oleaceae
Product: hexose carrier protein HEX6-like
Exons: 3
Coding region: 429-1970 (513 amino acids)
Biological process (GO): monosaccharide transmembrane transport
Cellular component (GO): membrane
Molecular function (GO): monosaccharide transmembrane transporter activity
Source: RefSeq, a predicted model, not a curated record